CUCCUGGCAAUUGGACUAAGUCAUCAAUAUAGUCUUGACUGAAAACCAGGCAAAAGGGGCUUAUAAAGCUAAUCCCAACCCUCAAGUCACCAAUCAAGAACUCAUCAUUUUAUUUUCUAUGAAUCAAGAAUUCAUCAUGGAAGUGAAAAUUUUCAUUCUUUUUCUUGGUUUCUUUAUAUCAUUUUCAUCAUCUUCUAAUACCAAUAUUCUGAAUCAAGGUUCAUCUCUCUCCUCACCACAAGAUGUUCUUGUUUCAUCAACAAGUGGCAUUUUCACAGCUGGAUUUUACCCCAUUGGAAUCAAUGCUUAUGUUUUUGCUAUAUGGUAUAGUAUGCCAUUUUCCAAUGAAAAGCACACCUUAGUUUGGAUAGCCAACAGAGAUCAACCUGUUAAUGGAAAAUAUACAAAAUUCUCCCUUCUGAAAUCAGGCAAUCUUGUGUUAACAGAUGGUGGGCAGUUUACAGUUUGGACAAGUAACACAAAUUCCCGAUCCCCCCUUCACUUGCAACUCCAUGAUUCUGGCAAUCUUAUUCUAACUGCCACUUUGCGGCAAAAAACUCUUUGGCAAAGUUUUGAUUCACCUACAAACACACUUCUUCCCCAACAAUUGCUGACCGAAAAUGGCAAUCUACUUUCUUACAGAAGCCAAACUAAUUACUCUUCUGGUUUUUACAAGCUCUUCUUUGACAACGACAAUGUCCUCCGCCUUGUUUACAGAGGCCUUGAGAUAAGCAGUGUAUUUUGGCCACCUCCAUUUUUGCUCAGCUGGGAAGUAGGGAGAUCAACCUACAAUACUACUAAGGUAGCCACACUUGAUCGUUUGGGAAAUUUCACAUCCUCAGACAACUUCAAUUUUUUAACUGCAGAUUACGGUAUGGGGCCUCAGAGAAGAUUAACACUAGAUCCUGAUGGCAACCUGCGGGUGUAUAGUCUGAACCAGAAGCAUGGAAAUUGGGAUGUUACAUGGCAAGCUGACGUACAACCAUGCAGAGUCCAUGGAGUUUGUGGAGCAAACAGUCUGUGUACUUAUGUUCAUAAUCUGUCAGGGAGGAGAUGCGCUUGUUUACCUGGGCACAAGAUGAAAAAUGACACAGAUUGGUCUUAUGGAUGUGAACAAAAUUUCGAGCUGUCUUGUUCGGACAAUAAUUCGAUUGGUUUCUUCCAACUUCAUGAUGCUGAAUUUUAUGGCUAUGACAUUGGAGUAUACUAUAAUGUCACCAUAGAGUCCUGCAAAAAUAUUUGCGUGAGAAACUGUGAUUGCAAAGGAUUUCAGUAUAAAUACGAGACACAGAGUGGCACUUACAAUUGCUUCCCGAAAACAUUAUUGUUUAACGGAUACCAGUCGCCUUCUUUUAACUAUCCGGCAUACAUGAAAGUAUCAAAAUCUAGUCUAACUACUUACAAGAACCAUGUUAAAGAAUUUGAACUCAACUGUAGAGACCGUGUUACGCCAAUUGACGUUGUGUACAAAAAAGAACAUGAGUGGAUCAAGUAUUUGUUCUGGUGUGCUGGUGCAGUUGGAGUCACUGAAAUCAUCAUUUUGCUCAUUUGCUUCUUCGCAACCCGGCUGCCUACUAAUGCCACCUCGCAAGGCUAUCUUCAAGUUGGAGUAGGAUUCAAGAGAUUCACCUAUGCUGAGCUCAAGAAGGCAACGCGUGGAUUCAAUGAAGAAAUCGGACGAGGAAGCAGUGGCGUUGUUUACAAAGGCACAUUGUCGGAUAACCGAAUAGCAGCCAUUAAAUGCCUAAGUGAAGCGCGACAAGGAGAAGCUGAAUUCCUUGCUGAAAUAGGCAUAAGCGGCAGACUUAAUCACAUGAAUUUGAUGGAGACAUGGGGUUAUUGCUCUGAAGGUAAGCAUCGGCUUUUGGUUUACGAGUACCUUGAACUCGGAUCUUUAUCAAACUUUUUGUAUGCAAAUAAACUUAAUUUUCAGAAAAGGUUUGAAAUCGCAGUAGGUACUGCAAAAGGUCUUGCCUACUUGCAUGAAGAGUGUUUGGAGUGGGUUUUGCACUGCGAUGUUAAGCCUCAGAACAUACUUUUAGACUCCAAUUUCCGGCCAAAGGUGGCAGAUUUUGGCCUAUCCAAAUUAAAUAACAGAAAUAGAAAUGAGAGGUCAACAUUUUCAAGAAUCAGAGGAACCAGAGGGUACAUGGCUCCAGAGUGGGUAUAUAAUCUACCUAUCACGUCAAAAGUUGAUGUAUACAGCUAUGGGAUUGUGUUGUUAGAGUUAAUAACAGGAAGAAACCUGGCAAAUGACAACGAGGGUGGUUUGGUAAAUUGGGUGAGGGGAAAAGUACAAGAUUCUGAGAGAAGAGUUUCAUGGAUUGAGGAAAUUGUGGAUACUUCCAAGAAUGGAGAAAUUGAGAAAGAUAGGGCAGAAACUAUGGUUAAAGUGGCAUUACAAUGUGCAGAGGAAGACAGAGAUUCAAGGCCUAAAAUGAGCCAGGUAGUUGAUAUGCUUCUUUCUGAACAAGGUGAGUGAUUGAUAGGAAGCGAUCCAAGAUAGUUGAAUAAUUCAUUUUGGAAGUAGAAAUGAUUGUGUGUAAUAAUCUACUAUUAAUGAAAAUAAAGUGUAUUCGUUGCAUAAUUAUUUAAAAUAUGCAAUUUUCAGUGGAAAUUUGAUACAAUAUCAUUUUUUUCA
Olea europaea var. sylvestris is the source of this 2641-nucleotide messenger RNA. RefSeq names its product putative receptor protein kinase ZmPK1. The transcript has a single exon. Lineage: Eukaryota; Viridiplantae; Streptophyta; Magnoliopsida; Lamiales; Oleaceae. Gene Ontology annotation, molecular function: protein serine/threonine kinase activity; ATP binding. The coding region runs from base 119 to 2482 and encodes 787 amino acids. Gene Ontology annotation, biological process: protein phosphorylation; recognition of pollen. The record is from RefSeq and is a predicted model, not a curated record.